GACAAAAAAACAUUGAUACACGAAUCGUGUACCAUAAAUUAUAGUCAUAAUGUAUUUCAGCGCCAUUUGUAACAAGAGACUUGAAGAACGAGGCUAGACAUAUUCCACAAAUCAUGUCAAACGGUGACGCCAUUUUCUUACAUCAUAUGUAUAUCAUUGGGAGAGCAUGCACAAUAAAUACUAUCGGUGUAGACUGGAAUAACCAGACGCCAGAUAUUGCCAUUUGAUUGAGACUUCUGGUAUAUUUCGCCAAACAUAACUGGUUUGAAAUUAGAGUAAAAACGGAAAUCAGUUUAUUUACAUUCAUAUUACAUUAUUACAUGUAUAUGCGUUGGGACCCAUUUGUGUCAAUUUCUAAGUCCCAAAUAUUAGCGAUUUAGUUUCUUUAAUAUGAUAGUAUUAUUGCCAGGGAUGUUGUCAUUUCAAAGCCAAAUUUACAGUGGUUUUAUUUACUUUUUCAAGUUUUUGUACAUCGAUUCAAUGAUCAUUAGCUAGGAGUGAAAUCAUUUGAGCAUGUCGAUAAAGUCCUGUAUUCCGUCAACUAAGAUUAAAGAUGAAGAUGAAGUCAACCAAGAGGUUCCUACUUCAAACUUCGUGACACAACCAACUUACACCCAGCCAUCUCGACAUUCACUAUCUGAACAUAGUGGACCAAUAUCAUGGCAACCCUAUUCUGCCAUAUCACGACGAAGUCCACCACCCGCUCCAACUCCCCUACCAACAUCAAAAGCUAGCGAAGAUCACAAUUGGCAAGCUACUCAAACAACAGUUCGAGAGAGAAAUGCUGUGAUGUUUAAUAAUUCAUUGAUGUCUGAUGUUCAGUUUACUGUGGGUAUUAGUCCAAAUCAACAAGUUAUACCAGCUCAUACAUAUGUCUUAGCUACUGGCAGUACUGUAUUUUUUGCAAUGUUUCAUGGGGGUUUGGCCAGUGAAACAAAAGAAGUAGAAAUUCCUGAUGUUGAACCUCAAGCUUUCUACAAUUUGCUCAGGUACUUAUAUUGUGAUGAGAUCCGUUUAGAGCCUGACAAUGUUUUAGCUACACUUUACGCAGCAAAGAAAUACAUUGUUCCACAUCUAGCCAAAGUCUGUGUUGAUUUUUUAGAAACAAGCCUGAGUGCUCGUAAUGCUUGUGUGUUAUUAAGUCAAGGUAGACUAUUUGAAGAAGUUGAAUUAAUGCAAAGAUGUUGGGAAGUUAUUGAUGCUCAAGCAGAAGAAGCCUUCAAAUCAGAUGGAUUUUCAGAUAUAGAUUACAAAACACUAGAAACUAUUUUAAGUCGAGAAACCUUGAAUGCUAAAGAAUUGUCAAUAUUUCAAGCAGUGUGUCGCUGGUCGGAGGCAGAAUGCAAAAGACAGGGAAUAGAUGUCAAUCCAGAAAACCAGAGAAAAGUUCUUGGAGGUUGUUUACAUUUGCUUCGAAUACCAACUAUGAGUCUCGGGGAAUUUGCUAAUGGACCAGCUCAGUCUGGUAUUCUAACAUUAGAAGAGGCCAACGCGAUCUUCCUAAAUUAUACAGCUCGUAAAAAGCCCUUAUUAGCAUUUAAUUAUAAACACAGAAAAGGUCUUCAACAGUAUCACGUUCAUCGGUUUCAGUCUUCCGCUUAUCGUAGCAAUCAGUGGCGUUACAGGGGCCGUUGUGACAGCAUACAAUUCUCAGUUGAUAGAAGAAUAUUUGUUGCAGGUUUUGGACUGUAUGGAUCUAGUAAAGGGGCUGCAGAAUAUCAAGUGCGCAUUGAAUUGAAGAAAAAUGGAUUAAUCUUGGGACAAAAUAUUACAAAAUUUAAAUCCGACGGCUCCAGUAACAUCUUCCCUGUCAAAUUUGAUAAUCCGAUUCAAGUUGAACCGGAGACUUAUUACACAGCCAGUGCAGUUUUGGAUGGCACAGAACUUAGUUAUUUUGGACAAGAAGGUCUUGCAGAGAUCCAAUGUGGAAAAGUCACCUUUCAAUUUCAGUGUUCUUCCGAUAGUACCAAUGGCACAGGUGUUCAAGGUGGACAAAUACCAGAACUUAUAUUUUAUUCUUGAACAAAAAGUUUUAGAAGUUUAUUUGUGCAUAGAUUUGUACCCUGUGUGUAAUUUGUAGUCUAAAUUAUCCCCAAAAUAAAAAGAUAGUACUAGUUUAAUUAACUAUCAUUUAGAUGCACCUCAGGUUUUAUGAUGAAUAUAUUGUGACAUAUAGUGCAUUAGUGUUAUUAUUUUGCUAGAAGUAUAUCCUUGUGUCCAAAAAAUUGUUUUUAAGAAUUGACCAUCUACAUUUUUUACUAAAAACUUUGGUAUACAUACAUGUACCAGAAUAUACAUGGUACAUGCAAUAUAGCACCAUAAGAAUAUUUCUUACUUAUUCUGUUAAUACUCUGUAGCACAUUUGCACUUACCGUUUCUGUACCCUCUUCCCAUAUUGCAUUUCACAAUAAAAAGUUUGAUGUUACAUGUAGAUAUAUACAUACAUGUGUGUAAGUAUUGUUACACAAAAAGAAAAUGACUUACAUGUAUUGUACACCCAAAGAUUAAGUAGAAAUUUUCCAAACAUAUUCUUGCAAUGUCAAGCCAUGACAUUUACAUGGAUCUAAUGCAGUUUUUUGGGGUGACUUAUUAUUAAUAUACAAUGUAGAACAGAGCUUCCCAUAAGUCUAUUAAUUUAAGACUAUAAAUGUGGCCUAUAUACGGUACCUGAUUUUUGUACAUAAUGUUCAUUAAAUCAUAACCUAUUUUUAUUUCUUAGUAUAUAUACAUCAUACAUGUAGCCAGCAGUGUACGCAAAAUCUAUUGAUUAUUUUACAUCAAAUUUAUGAUGGUCAAUAUGAAUCCUAAAGAGUGUGGCUUCUAUAUUGUUAUCAUAUACUAUGUAUUUAUUAUAUAAUGAAUUGUUUUACCAUAUGAUUAUGUACCUGCUAUGUGUUAUAUUGGACAGAUCAAAAUAAAAACAAAGUAUCUUGUAAAUACAAGUACAUGUACACAUAAAUAAUUAUUUGAUAGAGAAUCUCUUUCCUGUAAUUUAAGUCAGAAAAUGGUGCAUUAAAUUAAUGCAAUCAAGGUUGAAUUUGAUUUGGACAGACAAGAAAAUGUUUCGAAAUAUGUGACAGAUUGUCAGAUUUCUAGGCAGUGUUAUAUCUGGGGCCUGUUUCACGAAAUUUUAACUAAGCUAAAAUCCAAAUUUUAGUAAUUUGAUUGGAUAAUAUUAGAUUGAUUUUAGUGCUAAGCCAAUCAAAAUUGAAGUAUCUACUAAAAUUUGAUUUUAUCUUUAGUUAAAAUUUCGUGAAACAGGGCCCAGGUUAUUGGGUGAUCACUGUUCUACUUGACAUUAGCUCUUUAGUAUUUUACUAUGUAUUGUAAUGGAUAACUAGAUCGUGAUCAACCGCUUUAUAAAUAUUGUAGAACUUGCUAAACUAAUUUAUGUAGUUUCAAAAGUAAAGUUUAAUUGUAAAUAUGUUCAAUAUAAAUAUAUAGAUUA
Patella vulgata (common limpet) is the source of this 3448-nucleotide messenger RNA. Its product is annotated as BTB/POZ domain-containing protein 6-B. The coding region runs from base 514 to 2022 and encodes 502 amino acids. Gene Ontology annotation, molecular function: protein binding. Gene Ontology annotation, biological process: neurogenesis. NCBI's taxonomy places the organism in Eukaryota, Metazoa, Mollusca, Gastropoda, Patellidae. The record is from RefSeq and is a predicted model, not a curated record. The transcript has 3 exons. Gene Ontology annotation, cellular component: cytosol.